Messenger RNA from Triticum aestivum (bread wheat), 1859 nucleotides. RefSeq lists its product as uncharacterized. The coding region runs from base 1013 to 1810 and encodes 265 amino acids. The transcript has 2 exons. The record is from RefSeq and is a predicted model, not a curated record. NCBI's taxonomy places the organism in Eukaryota, Viridiplantae, Streptophyta, Magnoliopsida, Poales, Poaceae.
UAUAGUCCUCGUAUAUGCAUGAUUUGAUUCUUAUAUUGGCUUAAGCAGGUCCUUGCACUGAAUUUGUGAUGACUGGAUUUGUGCAUUACUCCAUCAUAACUACUCCAGGUCCAGCACGACUCUGAAUUUGUGAUAACGGGAUACGUGUGCAGUACGUCGACAACGCCGAUCUCUGCGUACAUAUAUGAAGCCGUCGGCAGCGUCCCGUCUGCACACAUGUCGUCACCAAAGCCAUAUUCACCCGUCCUUCCCCCUGCAGUUACGUUUAUUUGUUCCGUGUGCAUAUAUCUGUACGUACUACUAGUACAUGUUGGCUACACGUGAACUGUUCUGUCCCGUUGCGUGUGGCACGGAAGCCUGAUUAACUUGACCUGUACGACUCGACUCGGGUGCUAGCUAGGUAGACCAAGUCCAUCGGUCGUAUAAUACCCUAAUCGCGCCAUCAUCUUCCUCCUUGAGUGCCGCCGGCCGAUCGGAUCUUCACAACCGGUCGUACGUCCGCAUACACGAACAUGGUGUGCGCCGACGUGCUGGUGGACAUCCUCCGCCGCCUUCCGCCACGCAGCAUCGCCGUCUUCCGCUGCGUCUGCAAGUUUUGGCGCGCCACCGUCGAUGACCGCCGCCUCCUACGCACCGACCUCCUCCCGCUCUCGCUCCACGGAGUAUUCUAUGAGACCGGACACCGGGACGACCCGAUGCUCUUCGCCCCCCGCUCCACGGUGUGCGAGAUCAUCAGCGGAGUCGACUACCUCAAAGCCCACAGACCGGACGACAAGGCCUAUUGUUGGCCGAUGCAAAACCAUUGCAAUGGCCUCCUCUUGGUGUAUCAUCACGUGGUCAAUCCCGCCACACAGCAGUGGGCGCCAUUGCCACCGGUAGCAUGCAUUUGCUAUCUGUCGUGGUGCUCAUGCCGCCGCGGUGACCAAUACAUCAUCUAUGAUCCCACGGUGUCACCGCAUUACGAGGUAUUAUUUAUCCCUCGCAUUCCUGAUGUCCCGGUAAGGACGGUCGAAUGGCCACCGUCGUCAUACGUCAUCCGUGCUUCUCAUCAAAGAGUAUGUGCUGGAAGGAGAGACCAAUUGUGCGAGAAGGGGAUGCCGCCGGGACGAUUGCUGAUUUGAAAUUGCUACCUGUGUAUUUGCGCGACUCAGCAUACUGGCGAGGGGCGCUGUAUGUGGGUCGUGAAUAUGGCUUUAUUAUGAGGAUAAACUUAUCAGAUGAUAGGUAUCACGUAAUUAAGUUACCGAAAGGACACAAAGGACUACCUCGCCUGGGAAAAUCAAUGAAAGGGGUAUAUUGUGCAUUGAUUCAUGGAAGAUGUGAAUGUGAAAUUUGGUUCCUUGAUGAAUCUCGUGGCCGGAUGGAAUGGAUGUUGAAGAAUGAAAUCGAUCUCCAAUCAACAAUUAGAAAAUGUUCAAACAAGCAUGUUGAUGAUGUACCAUGGGUACUACAAUCACGUCAUCACAUGGACGAGCGGUUGGUGGAAAAUGAUGCCAGCCUUAAGCUCAGAUGCUAUAACAAUGAAGCACCAUCGAAAGGUGAUUUUGGAUGGGACUCUGACGAUGAAAACACGGUUGACACUGCAGAGUGGCCUAAAGAAUCAGACAACAACUCUCCUUAUUUUAGUUGUCUUGGGUUUCAUCCUUACAAAGAAAUCGUUUUGUUUGGUUGGUUAGAUAAAAUAGUAGCAUACCAUUUAAAUAGCUUGAAGGUUCAAUGUUUGGGCAGGAUGCCGCACAUGUGCACCGAUAUAGAUGUGGCUUUCACGUCCGCCCCAUGUUGGAUGAGGAACUUACCUGGAAGCAAUUAAUGGUAAUGUAUACCAAUAUUAUCCUGUAUUAAUGACAAUUCUUCUUGUA